Cyanistes caeruleus (blue tit) is the source of this 5116-nucleotide messenger RNA. The record is from RefSeq and is a predicted model, not a curated record. NCBI's taxonomy places the organism in Eukaryota, Metazoa, Chordata, Aves, Passeriformes, Paridae.
GAGCCCCCGCAGGCGUCUGUCAGCAACGGCGGCGACGAGGACAGCGGGAGGGAGCUGGUGGAGCUGAAGGUGAUCUGGAACAAGAACAAGUACGACGUGAAGUUCUGCCUGGACAGCACGGGAGCCGAGCUGAAGCAGAAGAUCCACUCGCUCACAGGCCUCCCGCCGGCCAUGCAGAAAGUUAUGUUCAAGGGACUUCUGCCAGAGGAGAAAACAUUGCGAGAAAUCAAAGUAACAAAUGGAGCCAAGAUAAUGGUUGUGGGCUCUACUAUCAACGAUGUGUUAGCAGUAAAUACACCCAAAGAAGCUGCUCAACAGGAGGUCAAAGCUGAGGAAAACAAGAAGGAGCCACUUUGCAGACAAAAGCAACACAGAAAAGUGUUGGAUAAAGGAAAACCUGACGAUGUGAUGCCUUCUGUCAAAGGUGUGCAGGAGCGGCUGCCCACGGUGCCGCUGUCCGGCAUGUACAACAAGUCAGGGGGAAAAGUCAGACUGACCUUCAAACUCGAGCAAGACCAGCUGUGGAUUGGUACAAAAGAGAGAACAGAAAAGUUACCCAUGGGGUCCAUUAAAAAUGUGGUGAGUGAACCUAUUGAAGGCCAUGAGGAUUAUCACAUGAUGGCAUUUCAGCUGGGCCCAACAGAAGCAUCUUACUACUGGGUCUAUUGGGUCCCAACUCAGUAUGUCGAUGCAAUCAAAGACACGGUGCUGGGGAAGUGGCAGUAUUUUUGAAAGCACGCUCACCUCUGGCACAGGAAAAUGACACAAAUCUAAGGACACUGCUGGGAGAGGCCUCCAACAUCCCUGGAUGUGACAGUCCUGGAACUUAUUAUUAAAACAUGCUAAACGAGGCAUGGAUGGAAGCCAGAGGUGAUGUUCUUUCACCAUUAGUUUACUUUUAACUUAAAGAUUUCACCAUCCCUUUUCUGCAGUCAGCUUCAACCAUAUUUAAAGCAAAUACAAUGGAAAUCAAUAAACCUUAAUUCACAAAAUAUCGUGUGUAAUACACUUAAAUCUGCUGAGAGUUGAUCUUCCAGUUUAGUUUUCAAAAGAAAAUAUUACAAUGUAUUAUUGAGGAUUUUUUACAUGGUUUGAACAAAACCGAAUAUUUUCAUAAUCUCUCAGUUAUCAGCAUUAGACUUAGUUUAGUUACUUGGUUGUGACUGGGACUUUGAGGAGCAGAUUUUUAGGAAUAAACUGUAGCAGUGCGCAGCGGCGCUGUUCGGUGAAGCCAUAUCCUGCUGGCCCUCAUGGCAGCUUCCACUCCUUGGUAGCAGAACUAAUUCUUUGUUUUAACCCAAAGAUGCCCUGCUUGUUUGGGAUUUUUCCUGGCCUUUCCCGAUCUGGCAGCUCCAGGUUGGUCUGUGUGGCGCGUUUGGAGCAGGUGAAUUCUGCGUGUUUUGUCACGGCAGGUGCCCUGGUGCUGCCAGCUGCUCCCCCUCAUGCCCGGUCAGUGCUUCACCUCCUGCCCUGGGCUGCUGCAUCUGGGGAGCGUUUUCUUGCUCGUGAUGUUGCAGCCCAGGAUCAUUCUGCAGCCUCUGUGUUGACACUGAGCUGUUGGACUGGAAACACGGCUGUGCUGCCUGGUGUGAGCAGGGGACACAGUGACAUGGACAUGGAUGGGAACACCGGGACGCUGCCUGGUGGGAGCGGGGUGACACAGAUCUCCCAAAGCAGGGGAGCCACAGAGACUUUCCUGCCCUGUUUGGGGUGGGGGCAGUAAGGGAGAGAGAAGCUGAGAUGCUGCUUUGGAUUCUUAGCAGCAGCAGCAGUCUUCUGUGAGCUGGAUUUGAAAAUUCGUAGCGAUCUUGAAUUCAGUGAAUCGUACUUUAGAUUAACCAUGCAGCAAGUGAUGUUUUGAAAUGUAAACCACCUUGCAGCUUUUCUCCUGUUCCAGUUCACGAGAAGCCCUCACAGCUCAUUCUGUCAGAAGGAACGUGCUGUGCCGUGGGCUGUGAUGCUCUGUGUGUCAUCCCAGCCAUCCGUGUGCCAUUUCUCUCAGGUGCUCUGAACGGAGCCCUCAGCCCUGACAGGUGCAAAGCCCAUAGCAGGACUUUGUGCAGCCAGACUGGAGCAGCUCACACAUCCUGCUCUGCAUUAGUGCUGGGGCUCCGUGCUGCUCCGUGCCAGUAGCUCAGACCCAUGCAGGAACAGCCUUGUAGGAGCAGCUAAUCUGAAUAUGUUCCAUGUCCACUCUUCCCUCUCCUUGAGGGAAGAGCCCAGUUGAAGCAUAGCAGGUGCAAAUUCCCAAAUUAGUAUUUAUUUUAUUUUUAUUUUACUUAAGAGACUGGAAAACACAUUGGCUUUCUGGUAGGUGUUGAGGUCACAGAUUUCCCUGUAGCCUCUGGAUAACAGUUUCAGUUUCUAUUUUCUGUUAGAACAGCCACACAAUAUGAGUUUUAAAGGUGUUUCAUAUCCUACAUAGAAACUAGUGAUGUGCUUGUUACUCUUGUAGCUUGAGGUAUUUCCUUUCUGUGUGCAAGCCAGCAGCAGUGUGUCCUGACAUGCGUGGCUGGGGCCAGGAGAGCCGUGGCAGCUCCCUUGGCAGUCCCUUGGAGCAGUGGGGACAGAGAGGAGCUGGCCUGACUUUACUGGUGGCAAUGUCAUGGAUGAAAUGCAGCCAUCACACUUGUGAUUUCCUGCUUGUCAGUCCUGGUGUUAAGGCUUAGAUGAAUUUGUUGCCUGGUGGAAGGUGUGGGCACUACAGGAUAAACAAAGGGGUGACACUGGCCCUUUCUGUCACCUGGGACACGUUGGCACUUGCCACCUUGCUGGUUCUGUGAUGAUCAGCUGCCAUUUGUUCCUCAACAUUCUCAGACCUCUCUGUGCAUCUGUUCAUGUUUCCUUUCCUGUUCCUUCACCCCUUUGCUCCUGGGGAGGGCACGGGCCCGAGUUCCAGCUCCUGCCCAGCUCCUGUGGCUUCUGUGCAGGACACAGUGACCGGGUGAGUAACUCUGGGGCGAUGGGGACAGGCACUGACCACUGCUGAUGCCCCUGGGGCACAGGGCAGUGUCACACUCCGUGCCAGAGGGGCACAGCUGCUCUCUCCUGGGCCAGGAGCCCAGCAGCUCCAAAGAGACUCAGCACAAACCCCUUGGUUACAUACAAAGCAAUUUUAAACAUGAAGAAAAUACUGUACACUAAGAAGAUGUGAUCCUGUUUGGGUCCUUCCUUGCAGGUUGGAUUUGAUUAGAAAAAUGAAAUUGUCUUAUUUUUUUGUUCUAUGUGCAAAAUUUGAAUUAAAAUACAGGAAAGUGGCUUAUAAAUGCUUUGGUUGGUGUUUGUUGGCUCAAUACCCCAGGCUUCUUGGGACCUCUUUGAAAUUAAUAUUGUAGUUGAAAUUUAGCAGCACUGCCUUUAAGAUCCUUUCUCUUUGGGAAUGAUGUGGAGUUUUUUUAUGUUCUGGCAUACACCAGCUUUUCCAAGGCAGCUAUUGACAUUAAGAAACCCUCCAUUUUUAGUGGGAUAGUGCCACAGUUGGUUCACAGCCAUUGCUUGCCUCUCUUUUGGCUGUGGAUUUUGUUCUCUGGUCACUGUGACCAUCCCAAGACAGCCUCAGCAUAACCAGUGGUCCCAGGGAGCAGUUUGGUGCUCAAUGAGACACAAUAUGUGAGUGAAGUGUGAGAACACUCGGUAUUUGGGGCUUGUGAUAAAGAUGAUUCUGAGAUCUGACAUAUAUUCUGUGAGAGGUUACCAGUAAGAGCUGCAGAGAUGUGAAUUUCAGUUAAAUUACAGUUCUACAGGGUGCUCUCAGUAGCCACUGCUUCCUGCUGUGUAGGUGUGAUUCCCUGGGAGCACCCUGGGGUGCUGCUCCACAUGAGGCUGCACUGAGUGCUUUCUGGGGUUGCUAAUUGCAGAUUAAAGUAUUCACGAGACAAAUGCAGGUCCCUGCAGGACACAGCUGGUGUUUGCUGUUGGCUGCUCCCAGAGCCCAGGCAGUGUCCCCUCCCUGCUGCCUCUUGGGACUCUUCCUGUCAAUCCCCAGCUCCCUGCCUUGUUCCAUGACUCUGAGUAUCACAGCUCAGCCGUGUGCCAUGCCUUCCCCCUCUCUGUGCCCAGCACUGCAGCUUUCUCCUCCUUGUCCCAAGUUCAGUGCUCUUUCCUCUGUCUGUGUAAGCAGUCCCAGGAUCACUGCUUUGUUGGGAAUGCAGAAGUGUUUCUCAGCCUGGUUGGGGUUUCAGCAAAGACUGUCUUGCAUGAAGAGCUUGUGUUACUGACAUGGUUUCAUACCAAGUUUAAAGUAAAUUAUUAAUUUCCAUUAAUGACAUUGGUGAGGAAUGUGUAACUACAGUCUGGAUGUUCUAGUGAUGGAAGAGAGUGAUCUGGAUUCAAAGGGGAUCACAAACUGUCACCACCACCACACUGCUGGUGCCCACUGCUCCAUGCUCUAAGGGCCAAAGAGGAACAAUUCUGUGCUGCUGGUGCCCACUGCUCCAUGCUCUAAGGGCCAAAGAGGAACAAUUCCGUGCUGCUGGUGCCCACUGCUCCGUGCUCUAAGGGCCAAAGAGGAACAAUUCCGUGCUGCUGCGCUGCCCAGGUGCCACGGUGGGGUGUGCUCUGCACCCCCUGCCCCACAGCACAGCGCUCCUGCUCCCAUCCUUGCAGCCCUUCUUUCCAGAAUUCCCUUCCUUCACUUCCUUUGUAACUUGGUUUCUCCGGUGGCACCGUUUUCACCCUCAGUUCUGUCCAGCAGCCCUUGUUUUGUUAGUGAAUGUCCUUGUCACCGGAGGGGAGCGGGGGACCAGGAGAGCCGUAGCAAGUCUUGUAUCAAACGUGGCCAUUUGACCUUCUAGCCAAGGAUUCGCUUUGGUAGCUCAUGGAAGUUCACUCUGUCUUAUCCAUACUCAAAGCAAUUAAUUCUUUGGUUUUAUAUUAAAAAUAAAAAAAAAAACUUAGAUAUUUGUGUCCACUGCAGAUUUAUUUUAAAUGGAUUAUGUGAGUACCAUGUAUUAUGGUAUUUUUAAAUAAUCUAUUGCCUAUUUUGGGGGGAGGGAGAUGACAAAUAUUUAGUCUUAGAUUUGCACUGCUGGAUUUUUUUAAGUGUAACCUCGACUGGUUAUCCUGGUGUUUUAUUCUGUAAAAUUAGUCUUACGAAUUAAAGUUUGAUAAUUAAGUA